GUUGGUGCCCGGAACAAUCGCCGAGUUUGUGCCGUGUACUACAGCAAGAACUCCGGAUUUGAAGUGAUUCACGGAUUGUUGGAUCGCUUGAUGCACGUUUUGUCGAUUCGUUGGAAGUUGGCUCCGGAAGUUGCCAGGGUGACUGCAGAAUCCGGUGAUAAGUCGACCGGAUUAACUUACGAACUACAGGCCGCUGAAGAUCCAACCUUUUUCCCCGGUCGAUGUGCAAAUGUGCUGCUUUCUCCGGGUAAUCGAGUUAUUGGUCGUCUGGGGGUUAUCCACCCGGAAGUGUUGCACCAUUUUGAACUGACUAUGCCUUGCUCUUCUCUGGACUUGGAUUUGGAAAUCUUUGUGUGA
Echinostoma caproni is the source of this 357-nucleotide messenger RNA. The record is from the annotation of a GenBank genome assembly. Lineage: Eukaryota; Metazoa; Platyhelminthes; Trematoda; Plagiorchiida; Echinostomatidae.